Messenger RNA from Trichoderma breve, 828 nucleotides. RefSeq names its product cullin binding domain-containing protein. Lineage: Eukaryota; Fungi; Ascomycota; Sordariomycetes; Hypocreales; Hypocreaceae. The transcript is spliced from 5 exons. Gene Ontology annotation, cellular component: ubiquitin ligase complex. Gene Ontology annotation, biological process: protein neddylation; positive regulation of ubiquitin-protein transferase activity. Gene Ontology annotation, molecular function: ubiquitin conjugating enzyme binding; cullin family protein binding; ubiquitin-like protein binding. The record is from RefSeq and is a predicted model, not a curated record. The coding region runs from base 1 to 828 and encodes 275 amino acids.
AUGCCUCCCCCUUCGUCGGCGCAACAAAAGGUGCUACUUGCACAGUUCGUCAACCUUACCGGGGCCACGGAACGUCAGGCGACUCGGUAUCUCAAGUCGACUGGCUACAAGCUCAACGAGGCCGUGGAUGCGUUUUACAUGAACUCGGCCAGUGAGACCAAAGGUCCCUCUCCGUUGGAUGCGAAACUGGACUCUCUAUUCGACUCAUUAAGGGAUGACGAGACCGAUGACAAAGACCAGCUGGAGCUGGAGUCGACCAUGGGCUAUCUGAGCGAAAAGCUCAACGUCAGUCUAGAAAACGCCGAACUGUUUGUAGUCCUGGAACUGGUGCAGGCUCCUAGCGUUGGUGAAAUCACCAGAUCAGGUUACAUUGACGGUUGGAAAUCAAGCGGGGCUGGGGCAUCGCAUCAAGAGCACGCUGCUCAUGUACGGAAACUCAUAUCUGACCUGUCUCGUGAUACGGCAUUGUUCAAAAAGGUUUACAAAUACGCCUUUGUUGCUGGUCGUGAAAAGGACCAGAAAUCCCUGGCUUUGGACAAUGCUCUGAUCUACUGGAGCAUGCUCUUCUCGGCACCUGGCGUGGAAUGGAAGGGCAAGCACGACUGGUUGGAUCUGUGGAAGACAUUCUUGGGCGAGAAGUGGACUCGAUCUGUCAACAGGGACAUGUGGAAUAUGAUCUUGGAGUUCGCCCUGAAGAGCGUCAACGACGAAUCCCUGUCGUUUUGGAGCGAGGAUGGCGCAUGGCCAAGCGUUAUUGACGACUUUGUCGAGUGGUGCAGGCAGAAGGGAAUCGGAAAGCCCGAAACUAUGGAAGUCGAUGGUCAGUGA